AUGACAGAGUUUUUCCAAGACAAACAAUACAUACCUGGGGGCAUCGAGAAGACUCUCCCAGAGAAUUUCGUGGAGUAUUGUAUAUUUCUUGUGGAUUCUGAGACCCAAUUUGAUUCAAGGAGACAACUGUCGCGGCUCGAAGAGCUGCGCAAGACGGUCCUGCAACUUACGGCCCAGUUGACUAAGGAUUAUAUAUGGCAAAGAAGUUCCCUCGAACUUGAGGUAAUAACCGAUCAAGGCCUUGCUUACCUGCGGGGAAUUUCUGAUUAUGGGGAUGCAAUUGAGGACGAGUGGUUGAUAGUAUUCAUCCUCAGGGAAUUUUCCAAAUCUCAUCCGGCGGCUUGGAUACGUAUUGCUGAUAGCGACGGGGAGUUCCUCUUGGUUGAGGCAGCCAAUGUGCUACCAAAAUGGUUGAGCCCAGAAAUUGACCAAUACCGGGUAUGGAUUAACAACGGCCGCCUUCGCGUCAUUCCCGUUAAUCAUAGUUCACUUGCCCCCAACUUGAGGCUCCUUACAUUGACAGAUGCCGUAAGCGCCAUUAGAAAGGGCGCCGACUCCCUCAUUCAUUCCGAGUUCAUCGAGGCUGAGGCUUUCUAUCGACUGGAAAAAUACCCUGGCCAGAUACAAAAGUCUUUGCACCAUUCUCUGGUAACAAUCCCACGAAGACUGGCCCAUGUUCUCCAUCAAUCUCCAAAGGCAGUUGCUCCAGCUGUGGAGUGUUUUUAUCUGCGCGACAGGGCGGAUGUAAAACCGCUCUUUAGCAAGCCUGGCGCCCUCCGGUUUCCCCCAAGGGAUCUUGUCACUCUUAGUGUAAGGUUCACUAGAGUUUUAUUUGCUCAACUCCGAUCACAACAAUUUGAACCGCCGGCCCCGUGGGUGGAUCUUGUCCAGCAUGCAAAGGAUAAGGAGAAAAUCCGCUUGGAGAUGGGAAUGAAGCUCGCCUGUGGGUUCGAAAUGAUGCUGAAUGCCAUCGACAAGACCGAUAGUCGCCAAGCUCGAGAGGCAGCCAUUAUUGUCGAAGAUUUACAUGAAGACGGGGACUCGGUGCUGCCAAGUGAUAUUGAGAUCAACGCCUGGAAGGAUGCGCGACGGGAUGACGACGAGUCAUGGAUGGACAUCCGCUACGAAGACUUCGAGCAGGAACUACUUGGAAAUCGUACAGGCAGGCAUGAAGAGUCCAGUACCGGCUUCGGAGACGCUACAACGCAAGCGGACCUGCGAAAAAUUGUUUCUCGGUUCGAAGCAUUCUUGAACGAUGAAAAAGCGGGCCUUGAUGGGGCUGAGGUAGACGAAAUGGACGUCGACAACGACGAUGACAGUGACAAUGGUAGUAUCGAAGAAGACGAUGACGAAGAUAAAGAGGUCAGCUUUGAUGAGGUGGAAUUUUCUCGCAUGAUGAGAGAAAUGAUGGGACUUGCCCCGGCCGGGCUUGGAUCGACCCGAGAUACUGUCAAGACGCCGCCCAUCUUGGGUCAGGCUGGGAGUUUAAGAAGAGCAGAUGAUGUGGAAGAUGAGCCAUGUCUUAGCGAAGUCCAAAACCUGGCCGCGCAGUUGGAAUCCGAGCUUAAAGAACAUGGUGCCCUGAGGCUCGAUGCGCCAGGGAGCAAGACCGCCCCCGGUACGGGCAACACCAGGACUGCAGAAGGCAGCAGUCCCGGCAACCCAACAAACCAUGAUGACGACGACUACGACGAAAACGAUGAAGGGGAUUGGGAGGACAAAGAUGUCGAUAUUGAUUAUAAUUUGGCCAAGAACUUACUAGAGAGUUUCAAAGGUCAGGCAGGCUUGCCAGGCCCAGCAGGCAAUAUUUUGGGCAUGAUGGGGCUACAACUUCCGCGUGAUGAGGACAAUGGCCACACCGCGAGAGGUGAGAGCAUAUGA
Messenger RNA from Colletotrichum truncatum, 1881 nucleotides. RefSeq names its product ecdysoneless-like protein. Gene Ontology annotation, cellular component: nucleus. NCBI's taxonomy places the organism in Eukaryota, Fungi, Ascomycota, Sordariomycetes, Glomerellales, Glomerellaceae. The record is from RefSeq and is a predicted model, not a curated record.